Seminavis robusta is the source of this 870-nucleotide messenger RNA. The record is from the annotation of a GenBank genome assembly. NCBI's taxonomy places the organism in Eukaryota, Bacillariophyta, Bacillariophyceae, Naviculales, Naviculaceae.
AUGUCGGCUAUGCGCGAGAUUGAGAACGAAUGGGUGUUGGACUUGGAUACGAAGAAAAUGGCGGCCAUGUCGGCGACCGAUUUCAUGGUGUCGUUGGCACUCCCCGAAACGUUUCUAGCGGGCGAACCAGAGGCAAACCAUGCCAGUGUGCUUCGGUUGUGGACUAGCUUUUGCGCCAAAGUACGCGAAUAUGUCAAAGCCAAGCAUUCCAUCAUGCAAGUCCAAAAUCGUCGCUAUCGCAAGGCCGUCUUUCAUUCCACCAUGGAAAACUUGUGUCUCCAAUUCUCCCGUCGCACGGAAACGCUCAAGGUGCGACUGAUUGUUCAUGACAAGGCAACCACGGGUAGUGGCAAGACGACGUACCAACUCAAGAUUGUGCGUCUGAGCGACAUUCCAGAUGAAUGCCGCAAUGUCCAAUUCUGCACGGCCGAAAUUCCACCCUCCGAAAUGCAAGCGUAUGCCGAGUUUGUCCAAACCACACCUAACAAUGUCGUCAUCACGGGACGAAACGCCACGGCCAUUCAAGUGCAACCGGCUGUCGUCUUGUCGGAUAGUACGGAUACUUCCAGUAGUGUGGUGACACUGGAAGAAGACCAAGGUGGAUUGGUAUGGUCCACACGGUCUCUGGACAAUGUCGUCGUUGCAGCAACCGCCGAGGUAGAAGACAUACACAAUUUGCACUAUAUCAAUCCACCCAUUGCCAUGGCAGUGGCAGAGAUACAGUCACAACCAGCAGUGCCACCGGCAGCAGCAGCAGCAACACAAUCCAAAACGGUACUGGAGCGAAUGCAAGAAUUGGAAUCCAUCAAGCCGUUCUUGUCAGAGACGGAAUACCAAACCAAACGACAAGCCAUUCUGGAUGGAAUAUAA